Molecule: messenger RNA, 1536 nt
Organism: Lasiosphaeria miniovina
Lineage: Eukaryota; Fungi; Ascomycota; Sordariomycetes; Sordariales; Lasiosphaeriaceae
Product: inosine/uridine-preferring nucleoside hydrolase
Exons: 3
Coding region: 164-1282 (372 amino acids)
Molecular function (GO): hydrolase activity, hydrolyzing N-glycosyl compounds
Source: RefSeq, a predicted model, not a curated record
CAUCCGUCUGAAGUGGAAGAUGGAACCAUAAGUUAACACCCCAUCAGCACCCCUUUUGUGCGGCUGCUGCAUUAGCAAACACGAGGGUCUACGGAGAAAGUAGGACAUUCUAGGGCCUAAUUGACAUGACUCCGCACGAACAAUAUCGGCGCCAGUGUCUGACAUGACAGCAAUUGCGAUGCAAAAUUCCGGCACAAUAAAGCUUGUGUUGUUGGUCUCGCUGCUAGCUUCGGCUUUCCUCAGCGCCGCCGGGGACGGCGCGAUCCCGCCCCGCAGGAAUCUCAUCAUUGACACCGAUCUUUUUAGCGACGUGGACGACGCAGGCGCCAUAAUGCUUGCGGCGACCUCGCCGUCGGUGCGCCUGCUGGCGGUCAACGUCAACCACCCUUCCUCGUACUCCGUUCUGGCCGCAUCGGCCCUCUUGGCUCACUACGGCCACCCCCAGACUCCCGUAGGGGCUAGGCGCCCGCUCACGGCUGCCGCCUUCUUCGAUUCCUGGUUCUUCGAGCUAGGCGAGUACGCCAGCAAGGUCGCCUAUCGCUGGUCGGGAGGCACCUUGCCCUGGGGCCACGCUGAAAACUCCUGGGACCCCGUUGCGCUCUACCGGAAAGUCUUGUCUGAGGCCCCGGACCAGAGCGUCACUAUUGCUUCCAUUGGAUUCUUUGAAAAUCUGUCCGGCCUCUUGAAUUCCUCGGCAGACAUCUAUUCCACCCUCUCGGGCCCCGAACUGAUUGCCGCCAAAGUUUCAGAGCUGGUUGUAAUGGGCGGGGAAUAUCCAUCUGGAUACGAGUUCAAUUUCUGGGGCGACAAUUCUUCUCUUGCAGCCCACGUUGUGAACGAAUGGAAAGGCCCCAUUGUUUUCUCCGGCUUCGAACUCGGCGCCAAUGUCAAGUCGGGAGGACCUCUUAUGGCUGAGGGCCCGGAAAACGACCCGGUCCGGGCCGCUUAUAUCUACUACACCUACAACACCUCUCGUGCCUCUUGGGAUCCCCUGACUGUCUUGUAUGCCAUGGGCGGCCUGGGGGAGCUCUUCGAAUAUGGAAAUACCAACGGGUACAACCAUGUAGUCGCAAACGGCUCGAAUUCGUGGGUGUUUGACGACGCUAUCAGGAACCAGCAUUGGCUCAGACUAAGGGUUGCAGAAGAGGCUGCCGCCGCGGAACUGGACCGUCUCUUUCUGAAGGGGGCGUGGUCCGUACCGGAUCAAGUUGCAUCUAUGGAGUCUGGCCACUUCGACCAGCACUUUUCGAGUCUACCUCCGGACCGAUUGGCGGCGAUGUGAACAUAGAAAUCGCCUCGCGAAUUAACCUAGUAUUAAGCAACUUUGGAGAAUUUGGGGUCAUGUUGCCCUCUUCUCGCACUGUCGAUUAAACACCAGCGGUGUACCAUGGCAUUGACGUUUUGCAAUACAUUAUACAAGGUGUGACAUUGGCCACAACCUUCCUUCGCGCGUGAAAUUUGGUGUUUUUUGUAACUAAUUAUUGUGGCAGGAUCUUGUUAUGUACAUUUUAUCGUGUCUGCAUCUAAUUAACGCGU